Anneissia japonica is the source of this 780-nucleotide messenger RNA. RefSeq names its product alpha-N-acetylgalactosaminide alpha-2,6-sialyltransferase 3-like. The transcript has 3 exons. The coding region runs from base 44 to 772 and encodes 242 amino acids. Gene Ontology annotation, molecular function: sialyltransferase activity. NCBI's taxonomy places the organism in Eukaryota, Metazoa, Echinodermata, Crinoidea, Comatulida, Comatulidae. The record is from RefSeq and is a predicted model, not a curated record.
GAGGAUCGGUGUCGGGCUAUAACUUUCUUUUUUCUAGUUAAAGAUGUUUGGUUGGGCCGCACACAUACCGAAUGAAAAACUGAUCACAAUACUUCUAAUAGUUAAUGGCAUCAUGAUGCUCACGUACAUCUAUCAAGAUAAACUACUUUAUGAUAUUCAUGUAAGUGCUCUAAAAAGAAAAACCUUAACGAGAAGCACAAACGCGUUUCAAAACAGUGACGCCAUCGAAGAAUUCUUGUGGAGGAACGCAGGCCCGAGUGGGAGACAUAAGUCACCUAGCACUACAAAUAUUCAUUCUACAAUUGAUGAGGGUGAUGCAAGAUACUAUAACUUAAGAAAUAAUAAAGCAUUGCAAUUCCACUGUGGACACUGCGCUGUUGUCACAAACUCUGGCCAUGUACUCAACAGCAGCGCUGGCUCAAGAAUUGACAGCACAGAGUGUGUAUUGAGAAUGAACGCUGCGCCUACACUAGGCUUUGAAGAGGAUGUUGGUAAACGCACCACAGUCAGAGUUAUAGGUCAUGUCAACAUAGGGAAGACUCAAAUUCUCGAAAGUGAAGAGCCUAAAAUGGUUGUUAUACCGUGGCUGUAUUUAACAGAUAACAACAGAGAAAAGAACGAGUAUUUCAAUAUAGCGAAAAAUCUGUCUAUGAAUCACACGGAUGUCGAAUUCUAUCUAUUCAGUAAGGAUAAAAUUAAUAUAACCGAACAGAUGUUCAAAGAAGAAACGGGAAUAAAUAUUUGGUAUGUAUUAAGUGUAAUGUUUAUUUAAUUUUAUUU